Molecule: messenger RNA, 1176 nt
Organism: Chanos chanos (milkfish)
Lineage: Eukaryota; Metazoa; Chordata; Actinopteri; Gonorynchiformes; Chanidae
Gene: olfml3b
Product: olfactomedin-like 3b
Exons: 3
Coding region: 1-1176 (391 amino acids)
Biological process (GO): signal transduction
Source: RefSeq, a predicted model, not a curated record
AUGAUGACAGCCCAACAGCUUCUUCUCCUGGUCUUUACGGGCCUGGUCAGUGCCCAGCAGCAAGCCCUUAUGGAUUACCUAGAACGGAGACUACUGGCCAUUGAGGACCGCAUUUCCUUGUGGCAUGAGCAGACUAGCCGCUAUGCCUCUGAGUUGCGGGAGUUCAAACAGCAGAUUGUGUCCCAGCUUGAAGGCCUGGACAAAAAUAAAGAGGCCCUGCGGAGUGAAUUGGAAACAGUGGGCACACGGGUGGACCGGGUGGAACGGGAGAUGGACUACCUAGAGACCCAGAAUGGAGCACAACCCUGUGUUGAUGUGGAUGACAAACUGGUGGAGCAGCAGGUAACAGUCAUCAAGGAGAGGAACAAAGCCAAGUACUCCAAACUCACAGAUUGCAAAGAUAUGAUCUCCAGCAUCAAAGCAAUGAAGAUACUCAAACGUGUUGGUGGCCCCAAGGGCAUGUGGACCAAAGACUUGGGCAGUGGUUCAGGCAAGGCCUACGUCUUUAAUGGCACAGGGGAGGACACGCUAUAUGAGUUUCGCUCUGUGCGUGAUUUCACCACCUCCCAGGGGACCAGUGGGGCCACAGCCAUUAAACUACCUCACUCCUGGAAAGGAAUGGGCCAUGCUGUCUACAACAAUCACCUGUACUAUGUAGAGAAAGGUGAGGAGCUAAAAGUAGUUAAGUUUGAUCUACAAAAAGGUUCUGUGGUGGAUAGCGCUGUGUUCCCUGCCGAAAACCAACUGCCGGUUUAUGACCUGAAUCCUGAGACCUACAUCGACCUGGCUGUUGAUGAAGAGGGUCUUUGGGCCAUUUAUGCUACACAGGAGAGUGAGAAGCAUGUUUCACUUGCCAAGAUAGAUCCCAAAACUUUGGAUAUUGAGCAGAUGUGGGACACACCAUGCCUGAGGGAGAACGCUGAGGCAGCCUUCGUCAUCUGUGGGACUGUGUAUGUGGUUUACAACUCCAAACUGCCCAGUCGCUCUCGCAUCCAGUGUGUCUUUGAUGUGAGUGACAUGGUAACCAAUGACGAUGUUCCAGUGGUCUACUUCCCCAAACGCUAUGGCGCCCAUUCAAGUCUCAAAUAUAGCCCCUUGGAGCAACUGCUUUAUGCUUGGGAUGAUGGUUAUCAGAUCCUCUACAAGCUCCUCAUGAAAAAGAAGCUGGAGGUUUAG